Messenger RNA from Fusarium mangiferae, 1734 nucleotides. RefSeq lists its product as uncharacterized. The record is from RefSeq and is a predicted model, not a curated record. Lineage: Eukaryota; Fungi; Ascomycota; Sordariomycetes; Hypocreales; Nectriaceae. Bases 1 to 1734 code for a protein of 577 amino acids. The transcript has 3 exons. Gene Ontology annotation, molecular function: FAD binding.
AUGCCUUCCGAGGAUGUCUAUUCCAAUCGUAACGUACCGAGCCAAUUCGAUGAUACAAUUCCAGUCACCCAGAGUCAGAGGACUUUGUUUGAAUUCGGGACGUUCGAUCAUUCCGAGAUUCCACUAGAGCCAGAAGAAUGGCCUGUUAUUAUCAUCGGAUCAAGUAUGGUAGGAAUGACUUUGGGCGUGCUGUUAGGAUACCAUGGUAUCAACUCGGUAUCCUUCGACCGCCAUCCUUCCACUGCUAUACACCCCCGCGCAGCCUUAUUCCUUCUGCGCUCUGUCGAGAUCUUCCGCCAGCUAGGCCUUGAAGACGAACUCCGCUCAGAAAGCGCCUCAAACUUUGAUCUUGACGCUGGAAUGAUCAUUGUUGAGAAGCUAGUAGGAGGAAAGGUCCUGGAAAGUAUGCAAGAAAGUGAUCCAGCAGAAGUUGCCAAGGCUAGCCCGAGUCGUCGCUUAUGGCUUACCCAGAAUAUGUUUGAGCCGCUUCUGCGCAAAAGGGCAAAGGAAUUUGGUGCCACUCAGGAGUUUAACGAGACCGUUGUCCAUUAUGAAGAGCUAUCGGACGGUGUACUCGUCGUGGUGCAAAACGUUCAAUCGAAGGCUUACAGGAAAUUCAAGACCAAGUACUUAGUUUCUUGCGAUGGAAAUAGGAGUGCGACAAGGAGAAAAGAGGGUAUCGAAUGGCAAGGCCCCGGGGUCCUCGGCGAGAGUAUUUCUAUCAACUUCAAAGCCGAUCUGACGCCAUACCUCGGAACUCGUGCUAAGCAUGGGGUCACUUAUAUUUCUAACCCUGCUAUCGAUGCUGGCUUUCGCCUCGAAAGCGGGGGCAAGGCUGGAUUUAUGAUUGUCACACGAGCAGGCGAUAAAAGAUCCUUUUCGCCAGACUCAGUUUCCGAACGAGAUGCGAAGCAAUAUUUCAAGGAGGCGAGCGGCAUUGAGGACGAUAUUGAUAUCAAGGUCGACUCUAUUUCGUACUGGUCAGUAGCUGCCUUCAACGCCGAACGCUUCAUGAGCGAAAAUGGCCGUGUCUUUAUUGCGGGGGACGCAGCACAUGUAAUGCCCCCAACUGGUGGAAUGGGCGGUAACACCGGGAUACAGGAUGUUCACAACCUGGCAUGGAAGCUUGCAUAUGUUCUGCGGGGAAAAGCUAGCGCUUUGCUUCUUCAGACCUAUGACACUGAGCGACGGCCAGUAGCUGAGUUCACGAUGCGCCAGGCUUAUUCAAGGCUUCAGAAGCGAGUCUUUCGCACAGUCCCGGAUGAACCAGAACUUCCCGACAUUGUGUGUGAGAUAGGGUAUCGUUACCCUUUUGUUGCUACUGCAAACAUCCAAAACACCAACAGCGACAAGUACGAAGACCCGCAUGCACCACUCGUAUCGUCAGGGAGCCGGCUCCCACAUGUGUUACUUGCACGAGACAGUUCACAAAUAUCGACCUUGGACUUAAUUCAAACAAAUUUCGUUCUUUUCGCCACUGGUCAAUCAUCACCAUGGAUUGAAGCGGCCAAAGGUAUUACACCUAAGAUAGACUCUUACGGUAUCGAUAAACACACUGGUACCUUUAGGGAUCCUGACGGCACGUUCAGUCGUAUUUGUAGGCUCUCUGAAGGCGAGGCUUUCCUUGUCCGGCCCGAUGGAUUUAUUGCCUGGCGAGGGGAAUGGGCAAAGGAUGGGCAUAGAGAUAAACUACAGAAGGCAUUAAAGCUUAUUUUAUAUUUCACUAAAACUUAA